Sinocyclocheilus grahami is the source of this 1086-nucleotide messenger RNA. It is a transcript of the gene ntmt2, whose product is annotated as N-terminal Xaa-Pro-Lys N-methyltransferase. Gene Ontology annotation, molecular function: N-terminal protein N-methyltransferase activity. NCBI's taxonomy places the organism in Eukaryota, Metazoa, Chordata, Actinopteri, Cypriniformes, Cyprinidae. Gene Ontology annotation, cellular component: cytoplasm. Gene Ontology annotation, biological process: N-terminal protein amino acid methylation. The coding region runs from base 229 to 1086 and encodes 285 amino acids. The transcript is spliced from 4 exons. The record is from RefSeq and is a predicted model, not a curated record.
UAAUCUUACCCAUCCCUUUCUCAUUCCUCCACCCCAGGCCUAAAGCAGGUUAUCUGAUAAGAUGUGGGAGUUUUGAGCACUCUGCUGAGAAAAGAACGCUCAACCGGUCAGUAACCAGAGGCCUCCUACAGAUAUAGCAGCACCGUGGUGUCUUUAGCAUUUCUUCUAGAGACACCUUGAGCUACACAUUAUCACCUACGCUUUGAGUCACUUUGCAGAAGAUUCAGAAUGUCUGAUUCCACCUCCAUUAUGGAGUUUAGCGGGACGCAUCAAGCUUUCCGAGACCGCUGGGCAAAGACAGAUGAUGAGAUGUGCAAGCACAGUAUGUCUUUCCACUUGCACAAUACGCUGAGGAAGGAGUUCUUCGCCAGUUACCUGUACCUGCUGGAACAGAUUCCUCUGGUGAAACUCUAUGCCGUGACUUGUGAGUACAUUAAAGGCGAGAAGCAGUUUUACUACAGGGCACAGAACUUCUACAAGGAUGUCCCGGCAUCAGAGGAGGGCAUGAUGGGAGAUUUUGUGGAGAUAUCGGAGAUUGACCUUGAAGGCUCAAGACAGUUCCUGAAGAAGUUUGUUGGUCCAGGGAAGGCUGGCACCAAGCGAGCACUAGACUGUGGCUGUGGAAUUGGGAGGGUGUCUAAAGGAGUUCUGUUUCCUGUGUUUGAAUCCAUGGAGAUGCUUGACAUGAUGGAAGAGUUCAUCCUCCAAGCUCAUGAGUGUUACCUCGGAGAUUACGCAGACCAAGUGGAAGCCUACUACCUUUACAAUCUGCAGGAAUUCAUCCCACCUACAAAGAGAUACGAUGCCAUCUGGCUUCAGUGGGUUGCCUGUCAUCUUACUGAUAAGGACCUGAUGGAGUUUUUAAUGCGUGCUAAGCAGAGCCUGAGGCCCAAUGGUGUGAUCAUCAUUAAGGAUAACAUGGCGCGGCAGGGCUGCAAGCUGGAUCCCAUUGACAGCAGCAUCAUCCGCCACCUGGACAUCAUGAAGAACAUCAUUCAGACAGCAGGCCUCACCAUACUGGACGUGGAAAAGCAAGAAGGCUUUCCUGAGGCCAUUGUGCCUGUAUGGAUGAUCGCCAUGUGCUGA